Molecule: messenger RNA, 1829 nt
Organism: Daldinia caldariorum
Lineage: Eukaryota; Fungi; Ascomycota; Sordariomycetes; Xylariales; Hypoxylaceae
Exons: 4
Coding region: 1-1710 (569 amino acids)
Source: RefSeq, a predicted model, not a curated record
AUGGAUUCCUCAGCUCUCCCCCAGGAGAUUUUUCUAUUAUUAUGCGAAGAACUUGCCGCGCGUCGUGACUUUAGGACUCUAUUCAAUUGCGCCCUCGUUAGCCGACGAAUUGCCAGCAUUGCAUUGGAGCAGAUAUAUCGUAUCCAAGAAUAUUCUCCCGUGAGCACGGGUUAUCCUGUCUACAUGUCAGAAUGCUUGCAAUUAUGGAGGUCCAUAAUCCUCUCAAGUAUUAAAAAGACUGUGUAUCCGUAUUGUAUCUAUGUUCGCUCUUUGUCGUUCGGUAACCUCGAAGACUGCCUUCAAGAUAUUGACCGAGACAAUCAUGCUCGAGAUAUGUUCCUCGAAGGCCCAAUGGAGCAGUUUCUUGUCCUGCAAAAAGGACAAGGCCUGUAUGCGGAAGCUGAAGACGCUAGGCCGCCAUCUAUAGACAUCAAAGCUACGAUGGUUAAGUGUGCGGAUUCCAUUACAAAAUGCAUAAAGAGGCUAGCAGAUGACAUGGGAACCGCUGUAUCUUUGGCACAUCUGGAAGGCACAUCUAUUCCUUACGAUAUAUUACCAACCUGGAUAUCACGGAUUGGAACCCUUACCUCGUUGCGCAUCCGGGAUGGAUCAGUUCUCGGCGUUGAAGCAGCCAGAGCCAUUUCUGAAUAUUGUCCAUCCUUCGUCGAUUUAACCUGUUUCUACUGUAUGUCUUCAGUAGCCCCCGGCCCGUAUUAUCCUUUUAAUGAACGCCCAUCACAAAAGUGCAGCGUGCUAGUUUACGAAGAUAGUGCUAAUAAUCUCCGCAGCUUUGAAGUAAUAAGCCAGAAUUCAAUCGGGAAAAUUGCACUGACAGCACUAAAUUCCCACGCAGCAUCUCUUCGGAGUCUUGUACUUCGAAAUCUUACACCGCCGGCCAUGCAAGCUCUUAACUCGUUUCCAGCCUGUACAUCCCUAGAGAAACUUCUGAUCGAAAACGACUUGUACAACCUAGUGGACCUAUCGAAAUACCCCGAUAACAUGGUUAAUGAGGUUUCGACAUGGAUCUGCAAAUGCAAAUCUCUUCGAGAUCUAAGUUUCUCGCAUGUUAUUGGUUUUCAUCCGGUAAUCAAAGAUGUUUUAAACUCGCCCGACAUACGCCUCACGUCUUUGUCCAUAUUAUCUAUUCAUUCGGGAACGGAGCCUGAGGAUACCGCUACCUGGACUGCGCUUGGCCUUCAAGAGCAUUUGGAGUCUCUAACGCUUGGUUUACACGAUAGCGCCGCCUACUUGCUAAUGGAAGCAAAGCCACCAUUAGUAGACUCAAUUUGCCAGCUCACAAACAUGGCGUCGCUGAAUUUAAUGCAAGUACAUCUCACUAAGGAGGAAGUAGGACGCAUCGCAGCGGCAUUGCCAAAUCUAUCUGAAUUUAGCUUCAGCGGCGAGCUCUCAGAUGAUGAUGUGUUGGUUCCUUUAAGUAACAUUCCCAAGCUCAAAGUACUUUGCAUCAAUUCCAUCACUCGGUUUAGCUUCGAUGCCCUAUAUGAGUUUGGCUAUGCGCUUAUGAUUCCGGACCGAACAGGUAUCAAAGUAGAUAUCUUGAACCAGCUAAGCGAGUAUAAAUUCUCCGAAUCUGAAUACGAUCGGCUACAAAACCACUUCAUAAAACACCCCAAGGGUCGGCUUGAGAUUGUCUAUUUUAUGGAUCCAGAUGAGCUACACGAGACGGACUUUUCUGAUUUUUCCGAUUAGUAAUAGGUAUAGAACUGAACUUCUCGAGUAAUCUCAUUGUAUAGUAAACGAUUCGAUGCGGGUGUUUCAGUUCGCAAGCAGGGGAGGGGCGGGGGUUCGGUUCACUAGGUAAUAAUGGG